GACCUGGGAGGAGUGUCUGUGACAUGUGCCAUCGUGCCUGCGUGUCCCCAGAGCUUGGUAUGCAGGGCUCUGCCUGCCCACCCUCUGGGCACCCCACAGAUGGGCUUGGGUGGUCAUCCCAUGGUGCCUGGGUGCCCUGGUCCCCAUGUGCCCCCCUGUUGGGGCACAGAAGGAGUGGGGCAAGAUUUGGUGUCACAUUGCCUGCCACCCUGGUGCCGCUCUGACCACUAGGCCAUGGGAAGCCUGGCAGAUGGCUGAGCGUCUGUCUGUCCUUCCUGGCACUCUUGUGGCUUUGCAGGCGCAUGGCAGCAGGUGAGAAGUUUGCAAGGACUCAGCUCCCAGCAGUUAACUGAGCACCAUGAUGCCAGAGUGCAGGGCUGGUACCACUCAGCACUGCUGCUCAGCAUCAGCCCCAGACACAAAGUUGUGGCCUGGGGAGGGGGCACUCUGAGCUGGGAAUUGGGAUUCAGUGUGUCCCUGCCCUGAAUGGACUCCUGGGAAGUGGGCAUGCUCACGCUCCUGGUGCCCUCCCAGCACCCCAAGGAAAAUGAGCUCUGGUAUGCAGUGGGCUCCUGCAAAGUUCAGAGUGGCACUCGCACCCUAAAAGACUCCCCAGCACUCGGAACAGGAAGCUGCAGUUGCCAUGGGGUGUAGCAGGGAUGCAGUAGUUACCAUAGGAGUGGAACACAGAUUGUUGUGCCACAGCUGCCAGGGAAGGGGAUCCAGUCCAGCCUGUGAGGCCCUGCAGCUGCUCUGCUCGCCAUGGAUCUCCUUGAUUCCUUUCCUUUCAGCAUCCUCCUGGUCCUGCACCUGCUGGUCUCGUACCCGUAAGCCACUCCACUGUAGCACCCAUGGGGUGGCAGAGCUGCCCUUUCACAUUACCAGCUCACCCUGCUCCGUGACCACAGCUCUGUGCCCUGUUCCAUCCCACAGGUACAGCUGGCUGGCCCUGCACAGCUUGCCACUGGGUCCCUUCUUCACCACCAUCCUCCUCAUCCAGGCUGCCACCAGUCUGCUGGCAUUCAGCUUCUCCAGCCUGGAGUUCCUCCGGACAGGAAGGACCCAGAGGGAUGUGCUGGAGCAGAGCAGCACAGUGAGGCGGCAGCGCUGCCACCAUUCCUGCUGGCAUCAAUUCCUCUGCCUUUGCUGUGAUAGCUGCAAGAAGCAUUGCCAGGCACCGAGGCAGAACAUCAGGUCCCAGCAUUGCCCACGGCAUCGUUCCACCAUCUCCUAUUACCGCUGCAUCCACCUCCUGUUGACGGUCGCUACAUCCCAAUCCGUGGCAGUGCAGCUGUCCUGCAUCCUCCUCCCGCUGCUCUGCCCCCUGCAGCCCAUCACCCUGCAGAAGAUCGACGUAAUCACGGUCACCCUCUUCACCAUCCUCUACCUGAACCCUGUCGUGCUCUGGGCCCUCUGGGGCACCCGAGUGCAGCGCACACCGAGGCAGCGGAUACGGCCACAGGGCACCAGAGCAGUGGAUGGCACCAUGACGCAUCGAUGCUCCACACAGCUCAAUCCCACUGUGCAGGCACUUGAGCGCAAGGAGGCUUACACCUGCCUAUGCUGUGCCCUAUGGAAGUCGAGUACUGAGACCAUCGCUACCAACUCCUCCGUGAGCUCACCACCAUCCAACAACUGCUCGGUGCUGGCAGUGUGGACAUCACCCCAUCUGGAUGCAGCAAUGUCCCAGGAACAGGAGAGCCAGCAGCCACUCCUGUCCUCACAGGCUGCUGCCUCAGGUAAAGGCCAGGAGGAUGAGCAGGAGCUGAAGGCAGAGCCCAGUGCCAUGCCAGGUAACCAGGACACCAAGGAGUGACAACCAUCAACGACACUGAGGCCAGCUGGCACGCAUGGGAAGGCAGUUCAUUCACCCAGUGUUCAUGCUGUGGUCCGUUUGGAUAAACAGGCAAUAAACACUUCCCUCCAUGCACUUUUCUGCCUGGGACUGUGAGCUGCAGAGUCCAUGUGGCUGGGGAUGGUGACACCUGCACAGCACCACUGCCCCCACCCCAUGGCUUUGGGUUCAGGGCAGU
Messenger RNA from Tympanuchus pallidicinctus (lesser prairie-chicken), 2033 nucleotides. RefSeq lists its product as uncharacterized. The transcript is spliced from 8 exons. The coding region runs from base 644 to 1816 and encodes 390 amino acids. NCBI's taxonomy places the organism in Eukaryota, Metazoa, Chordata, Aves, Galliformes, Phasianidae. The record is from RefSeq and is a predicted model, not a curated record.